GUGCAAAUGGCCAUCUUUGACGAAAACUGUCCCAUCGAUUGAUCACACCCACACAUACAAAUCGCCAAGUCGCUGUGCGUCAGCGUCUCGAGAGAUGGCGGUCGCCAUGCAUGACAUCGAUCAUGUCAACAUCACCCACACCCACACCAACAUCCACGCACCGAAUUGACGUACGUAUGCACAACCGGGCUUCCUAAUUAAUUAGCUGCAUGUUUCUCUGUCCAACAUUCAUCCGCCCGUCCACCCAUGCGUGCUGCGCCCGGCUACCUGAGCGACUCCUUUUGGCGAUAGGUAGGAAGUAGAAAGGACGCAGCAACCAAUGCUACAUAGGUGUACACACACCUUCGCACAUAAAGUCCAAUGUGGCUGGAUGCUCCACGCACCCCUCAUGCACACCCAGCCACCCAGCCACCCACCCGGUACACGCAUCAGGGCCAAGACAAGUACGGCGACAGCUUCCGCUUCUCAGAAAAAGCACUCUCCCUUCUCAUCUGCACCUCCUCACCUCUCUCGCGUGAUAGAUAAAGUGAGGAUAGAUGACAAGGGGUGCCGGUGACAGUGAUACAUACGGCUACUAACGAUCCAGCCCGACUCCCAUCUUUGUGAGCGAGCCUUUGAUCAUGCAUGUACUGCUGCUACGAAGGUGGACACAUCCACACACGCACACACACACACACACAUGCGAUAGAGAAAUAGAAACCAAAACGUGCGGACCUACCUGUGGCUACCUACCGAUCUGUCUGUCUGUCUACACAAAACCCGUACACAGGUCCCCCCUCUCUCUCUAAGGCCCCGGUGACAGGACAGCCUUCUGAUACAUGUUCUGCACCUCUUCGCUGUCAAACGAGGCGCUCUCCUUCUUCCGUAGCCAACCCAUUCGCUGAUGCUUAGCCGAUGUCUCCUCAACAAUGUCGAACGUGUUGUUGAGGCGUUUCGCGAUCUUGCUCUUGAAGCGCUCGAAGUCGUGCAGCAGCAGCUUUGAUGAGGUGUCGGUGUACUUGAGGGUGUGCAGCAGGCAUGCGAGGCGGUAGCGGCCGUCCAGCAGGACGACGUCGUAGUUGGUGACGUUGCGAAACGUGUGGAUGGUGUCCAUGGCCUCGAUAUAGGGUGCUCGGAAGGCCUUGACGGCCUCCUUUGGCUUGUCUUCAGGGUAGCCAAGCCUCUUCGUAGGCGUGUACCUGAACACACACACACCGGCCAAGGAGAACACCAUGCAUGUUGAGUUUUUGUGUCACACAUGAACGGAUGUUGUCCUUCUACCUGUUAGAGCAGAUGUAGACGAGCCGUCCCGCCUUCUCGAGCGUACGCAUGGCGUGCCCUCCCUCCUUCUCCAUCUCAUCGCACCACGCAGCAGCGUUCUCUACCGAGUAGAGCGUCUUCACACGAGUCGAUAUGAAGAACGUCGAGCCACCGCUGCCCCACUCGAGUGCGACAGCGUCGGGCGUCAGCACCCUCUCCAUCAUCCGCCGCUCGUCCCGAGGCAUCCACACCUUCAUCGGCAGAUUCUCGCGGAUCCUGGCGACCUGACUGUCCUCCACUGGGGUGGGUGCCGCGGCCUUGAUCUCGGUGGCAGGUGGUGCAGCUGUUGUGCACGUGCGUAUGCCUCUGAAGAUGGCGGUGCGGACGCCCCACUCGAAGGCGAGGAGGCCGGCGCCGACGCUGCUGAUGACGAUGAUGAGGAUGGUGCCGACGAUGCUCUUGGCCAACGGGUUGUUGCCCAGGAGGGAGGUGGAUGCGGCACCAUGGUCAGAUUUCAUGCUGAGACUAGGCAAAGGGAGAGAAGCGGAGAGAAGACCAGAAAAGUGAAGAAAAGGAAAG
Messenger RNA from Vitrella brassicaformis, 1818 nucleotides. The record is from the annotation of a GenBank genome assembly. Lineage: Eukaryota; Vitrellaceae.